AUAAUAAAAACCCUUUGAGAGAGAGUAUACAAUACUAUACAACUAUACUAUUCCUCUUGUUUAAUUUUCUUAUCAUUUUAUUCUCUAUAAUUUUUUUUUCCUCUUCAAGCUGUAAUAUUAUUGCAUAUAGCUAUAGGUAGGGACAUAUAUAUAUCUCUAUAUGGAGCUUGGAGAUGCAACAGUGAUGGAUAGUUCCUCCGGUGAGAUUGUGGCACCGGAGGUGCAUGACGGCGGCGAUGAGAAAGGAAGGAAUGGUGGUGAGGAAGAUGAUAAGAUGAUGAAUAUUACUGGUAGUGGUGGAAAUAGGUGGCCCCGGCAAGAAACAUUGGCUUUGUUGAAGAUAAGGUCAGAUAUGGAUGGUGUGUUUAGAGAUUCAAGUCUUAAGGGUCCACUUUGGGAAGAAGUUUCAAGGAAACUAGCUGAACUUGGUUAUCAUCGAAACGCAAAGAAGUGCAAGGAGAAAUUUGAGAAUGUAUACAAGUACCACAAAAGAACCAAAGAAGGUAAAAGUGGAAAAAAAUCCGAAGGAAAAACAUAUAGGUUUUUUGAUCAAUUACAAGCACUUGAAAAGCAAUUCUCACUCUCUUCUUAUCCUCCAACUUCAAAACCACAACCUAAUAACAACAUAGUGUCAUUGCCAACAAAGCCUAAUAACACUACAACAAUAUCACAUGUUCCAUCCACAAACCCUACCACACUCAUUUCUCCUUCACCACCACCGCCGUUGCCGCCACCAACCAACGCCACAACCACCCCAACAUUAACCAACAAUAAAAACAACAACAAUGUUCAAUAUUCUUUGCCAAACAUGAAUCUAUUCUCAACCACAACAACCUCAACUUCUUCUUCCACGGCUUCUGAUGAAGACUUGGAAGAGAAGUACAGAAAGAAGAGAAAAUGGAAGGACUAUUUCAGAAGACUUACAAGAGAAGUGUUGAUAAAACAAGAGGAAAUGCAAAAGAAGUUCUUAGAAGCCAUAGACAAACGUGAGAGAGAACACAUGGCUCAACAAGAUGCUUGGAGAGUUCAAGAAAUGAAUCGAAUCAAUAAAGAACACGAACUUCUUGUCCAAGAAAGAUCAACAACAGCCGCAAAAAAUGCGGCUGUUAUUGCCUUUCUUCAAAAAUUGUCUGGACAACAAAAUUCGACAAUACAAGAUAAUUUUAUUCAGCCGCCACCACCACCACAACCAACACCACCAGAGUCAGCUCAAACUCCUAUAUCACAACUACAAAUACAACCACACGAACCGGUGACGUCAAACAACAACAUUGUUGAAAUUCACCAGAAUAACGGACACAAAAGUGGUGGUGGAGCUUCAUCAAGGUGGCCAAAAUCUGAAGUUCAUGCUCUUAUAAGGAUAAGAACAAGUCUUGAACCAAAGUAUCAAGAAAAUGGACCAAAAGCACCAUUAUGGGAAGAUAUAUCAGCUGGAAUGCAAAGACUAGGGUACAAUAGAAAUUCCAAGAGGUGCAAAGAGAAAUGGGAGAACAUAAACAAGUACUACAAGAAAAUGAAGGAAAGUAACAAGCAAAGGCGUGAUGGUAGUAAAACAUGUCCUUAUUUUAAUGAACUUGAAGCUCUUUACAAAGAAAAGAACAAAACAUUUCAUAAUAAUAUUAUCAAGUCAAGUGAGAUGAUGGAACCAUUGAUGGUGCAACCUGAACAACAAUGGAGACCUCCAACAACAAUAACAACAACUCAAUAUGACGAAGAGGAAAAGAAGAAGAAGAAUAGUAAUGAAGUUGAAGCAAAAGAAGAAGAUUAUGAUGAUAAUGAUGAUGAUGAAUAUGAUGAGGGAGAUAGCAUGGAAGAAGAAGAAGAAGAUGAAGGGGGUGUUAAUAGCCGUUAUGAAGUUAUGACAAAUAAACUUUCACCAGUGGACACAGUUGAAUGAGACAAGAUAAGGAAGUUUCUGAUUGGAUGUGAAUGAAUAUGAGAGAAAGUUUUUUAUUUUGGAUUUUUAAUUAAAAUUUAUUGUGCAUUUUCGGAUUACAACAUGUUACUCAACUUUGUUAUUACAAAUAGUUAUCAAUAUCAUAUAUUAAAAUUUAAAGCA
Cicer arietinum (chickpea) is the source of this 2059-nucleotide messenger RNA. RefSeq names its product trihelix transcription factor GT-2-like. The record is from RefSeq and is a predicted model, not a curated record. NCBI's taxonomy places the organism in Eukaryota, Viridiplantae, Streptophyta, Magnoliopsida, Fabales, Fabaceae.